Molecule: messenger RNA, 2586 nt
Organism: Loxodonta africana (African savanna elephant)
Lineage: Eukaryota; Metazoa; Chordata; Mammalia; Proboscidea; Elephantidae
Gene: HSPB6
Product: heat shock protein family B (small) member 6
Exons: 3
Coding region: 1327-1815 (162 amino acids)
Biological process (GO): protein refolding; response to heat
Cellular component (GO): cytoplasm; nucleus
Molecular function (GO): structural constituent of eye lens
Source: RefSeq, a predicted model, not a curated record
UCGAGACCCUAGCGAACCUGCCGCUAGGCUGUGUCGCCCUCACCCUUUGGUCCUCCCCAGGUCCCCUGUGGUUCCUGGGAAAGGAUCGGCCUCACCUGCGGCCCACCCUGCCGCCAGCACGGCCCUUCCGCCUGCUCAGCCCCUUCACCCGGCAGCCCCCGCGAGCAUCUUUGUCGCUUAGCGAUCGGCCCCACCUCUUUCUGGGCGUAUCCGCGCGGAAAAGCGCGGCCUCCAAAGGCUACCAAUGAGCAAUAGAAAAUAAGAUCGGAGGAAAAAUGACCAGAGAGAGCUGCCUCGUGAUUGGCUCUAAGGCGCCUCUGCUCGAGAGAUAGCAUGUUUGAUUGGCCAAUAUUGGUCGGCAGCAGUAAUUGGCAAGCCUGUGCACCAAUGACAAGGACCUGAGGCUGGGCUCGCGGCAAUCCCGCUCUGUAACCGCUCUCCGUCUUGCAGCCGAAGUCUCGUGCCGACUCCGGUCUGAUCACCGUUCUUCCAGUUGCAGACGCAGUCAGGGAGCCCGUCCCCUCUCUAACCGCCAUCCCUCCAUCAGUUGGGCCGGCCAGCCAGUCCUGCCGGUCAUCUAACCAUCUCCCUCUUGCUGCAGAAACAGCUGGUUGCCCCAGGCGCCAGGCCUGGGCUCCUCGCCAAAGUGGGUGGGUGGCAGGAUCAAAAGCAGCUAUUUCGGGACCCGGCGCGGGGCCCCUGGGGGACCAACCUAUACUGUUCGUGCCCGCGCCCCCUGGCCGCUGCUCACUUGGCAGACCCCGCUGGCCUGCGCACCGGAGGCUGAGUCAGAGGCACAGAAUUAGGCCAGGCCUGCAGCGCGGCUGGGCCCAGGGCCCGGCUCAGGGUGGGCGUAGGGUCUGCUCUGUGUCCUCCUGACAGCCUGGCCCGAGUACCACAUUCCCCGUACCCUGGAAUCCGCCUCCAGCCCGCCGUCUACGUCAUCCCCAAAGUCUGUGGGUCGGGGCUGGAUUAAAGGGCCUGGUGGCUCGCUCUGCGGUGGAGUUUUUGGACUCUGGGUCCCAAUCGUCGCACGUACUCCCCUCUCUGGCAAGGCUCCCCUCCCCGGCCUUAGUUUCCCCUUCCGGAAAAUGGGGAUCUUAAUGACACCUCCCUGGAACCCUUUACUAGGCAUCCAGCAGGCGCUUAAUAAAUUGCCAAGUAAUUGUUGGGGUUUCUAAAUAAGGCUCUGUUAGUGGCCAGAUCUGGCCGCGGUCCGGGUGUCCCUGGGCGGCCGUGAAGGGCGGGCGCAGGGGCGAGCUAUAAAGCGACGACCGCGCACUCAGAGGCACUGCGGCGCCCAGGGAGCGGCGGCGGAGGAGCAGGAUGGAGAUCCCAGUGGCUGUACAGCCGUCUUGGCUGCGUCGCGCCUCGGCCCCACUGCCCGGGCUUUCAGUGCCGGGCCGCCUCUUUGACCAGCGAUUCGGCGAGGGGCUGCUGGAGGCUGAGCUGGCUGCGCUUUGCCCCUCUGCGUUCGCCCCUUACUACCUGCGCGCACCCAGCGUGGCGCUGCCCACCGCCCAGGUACCGACGGAGCCCGGCCACUUCUCGGUGCUGCUGGACGUGAAGCACUUCUCGCCCGAGGAAAUCUCCGUCAAGGUGGUGGGCGAGCACGUGGAGGUGCACGCGCGCCACGAGGAGCGCCCGGAUGAGCACGGCUACAUCGCGCGCGAGUUUCACCGCCGCUACCGUCUGCCCCCUGGUGUGGACCCGGCCGCCGUGACGUCUGCGCUGUCCCCCGAGGGUGUUCUGUCCGUCCAGGCGGCACCCGCGCCAGCCCAGUCCUCGCCGCCGCCGCCAGCUGCCGCCAAGUAGGGCUCCGCGAUCGCCGGAACGCCGGAACGCCGGGAGCCGCUCCAGGCCCCCUCUUGUAAAGCCGACCUGACUCCGCCCAGCCAGAUGCCCCGAGCGCGCCUAGACCACACAGCUCCCAUCCGGGAUCCCGCCCUGAACCCUCCACCCUAGACCCAGCCGUGAUACAGACCCUUCCCCACACUCUCCAGCCUCCCAUCCUCACUGACCCUACUUCCUGGGCAGAUACUACCCCCUCAAGACUCUCUACUCCCUUCAGACUCUAGGUUAAAGACGCCUCUAACCCCCUACUCCUAACCACAUUAUGUUAGGUCUGCCCUCAGACUAGUCCGGCACAACCCCACCCACACACUCCCCAACCAUCCCAGACUCUGCAGACCUCACCCCCACACUGUGUAGGCCUGGUUCCCAAAACUCUGAUCCUUCUGCAACCGGACACUCCACUCUCUACAGACACAUCUGCUGACUUGAAACCCCAGCCUGCCACCCCCAGACUCUUAAGCCCCUCUUCUCACCCUCACCCUUGGACAUAUCCACUUUAUCCCAGGCCAACCAGAACCCCCACCCUCAAAUUGUACAGACAUCCCCCAGUCGCCCCAGACCCUCAGCCUCCAGCCAGAUAUCCUAGGCAACACACCUUCACACUCUGCCCCCUCAUCCUCCAAGUGAACCAGACACCCCUUCACUCCCACACCUUUCUCCCUCCUGGAAGUCCCUGCUGUCCCUGUCCACCACUCCUACCUAAGCCCACUCCAAUAAACGUGCUGGAGCUUU